AGGAUGAAGCAGUGCUCAAGCUUUUGCGGGGCUUAUCCGUGGCAUGGUGGCAAAGAUCUACUUUGGAGGCAGCUGACAAAGAGCAGCGCAUUUCCACGGCAUUUGAAGAGCAGAUGCUGGGCAACCAGGAUUUAGCCGGCACAAAAUUCUUCAAGGCUCCUGACACAUCUGACUCUCCUGAUGCUGACUCUGAAUCCGAGCUGGAGCCCGCUGAGGCGCUGCAGCGGCUCUUGGCAGACAUCGCCCCCUGUGUCACCGCGUACCCGGCCGCGCUGGCUCAGUCUACAGAACGUCAGCGGGUUGAUGGCAAGCCUGAUCGCUGGACGCCACUGAAAGGGCAGCAGCUGGUUGUGAAGCCAGCCAAUGAAGAGGAUUGCGUGCUGCUGGUGGCGAAUGCCCUCGUGACUCCAGAGUCGGAUCGGGAGGAGUCUCAUUGGCUCCUGAAGCGUGACGGCGCUUCAAUCUCUGCACCCUUCUCUUCGUAUAGCAGGCAAAGAUCCUGGAAUCAUCAUGUGUGUAUUCCCUGGCUGGACCAGCCGCUGAAACGAGCUGAACUCGACUAUCAGGUGGUUGCAACAGCUGGCAGGGAUACCUCUCACUUUGUUGUGGGGGAGAAAAGGGAGCGCAGGCAGCUUUUUGGUGUCACCAUACCUUGCCACCAGGUAGCCUGGGUCGAGGAUGAUGAAGUCCUUGGCCUUCCUCCCGGACCCUGGGUGGACGUAAAUGGCUUGCACGAGGUCAUUACCACCUUGCCUGGCGAGAGAGUGUUGGUGCUUUGUGCCAUGCACUACGUUGCGAACUGGUCGAGCGAACUAAAUCGAGGCCGCUUCACUCUUGUCCGCGACGACUUGGGACUUGAUGGUCCUGCGGACCGUGGGCUUCAGUCCGUCAGAGCUCUGGGACCGAGCCAACCUCGUACGAUGAUCAUGGCCACACUGGAUGAACCGCCACCCGGGCCUCAUCUGUACCGCGCAAGAGCUGCGCUCACCACCGGUGAAGAGUCUGGAGUGUCGCUCACGCUCACCGGCGAGCGACAGCUGGCCUUGGUGCGCCUUCCGAGCAAUCUCGUUAUAGGGCCAAGCCGACCAAUUGAGCCUGUCGAGAUCACCGAGGGCACGUGGACGGAGAUACCAGGCAUGUGUGCGACAUGCACCCUGAGGAGACCUAGAAAUCGAGUGCUCUUGGUGUAUCACAUUGAUUGCAAUCCUCUGAGCUUCCACUACGAGGCCCACUUCACUAUUUUCCGGAGAAAGGAGUCUGCAGUAUCCUCGGACCAGAACCUUGGCUUCUCCGAGGAUUUCGGACUAGACAUGGUCUUCUCUGAUUAUGGAGCUUCGAGUGAAAGUCCAGUCGGCCUUCUAAUGGACACCCCAGGAUCACAAGGUCCGUGGACAUACUACUUGGCAGCGCGGGUGGCCAACCUUGGCACCAGCAGAGAGAACCCACCAGUGGUUGUGGGGUAUUCUGGGUCCAUCUCAGCCGUCAUUCUGCCAGCGAGAUGA
Molecule: messenger RNA, 1502 nt
Organism: Effrenium voratum
Lineage: Eukaryota; Dinophyceae; Suessiales; Symbiodiniaceae
Source: the annotation of a GenBank genome assembly